Macrosiphum euphorbiae (potato aphid) is the source of this 363-nucleotide messenger RNA. NCBI's taxonomy places the organism in Eukaryota, Metazoa, Arthropoda, Insecta, Hemiptera, Aphididae. The record is from the annotation of a GenBank genome assembly.
AUGUGGAAUGAUUAUGAUACAUCAGACAAGGCAAGACGUCUAAGAAGCUGUAUAUUAAAUAUAGAAUUUAUUUUGUGUUUGAUAAUUUUAAACAAAGGAUUUGCUUUAGGUUUGGCCUUAUCAAAGUGUCUUCAAACAACAAGUAUUGACCUUAAAGAAGCCAUGUCCUUAGCAAAAAACACAAAACAAGCACUAGAAGAGAUCCGAGCAAAUGCUGAUACUUAUUUUAGAGAAAUGUUUGAACAAGUUAAAUUAAUGACUACACAAUUUGAUAUUGAAAUUAAGAUUCCGAGGACAGCUAAACGACAGACCAACAGACUAAAUUUGGCAAAGGAAACUCAAAAAUUUACCGGAACUGGAUAA